This is a messenger RNA of Perca fluviatilis (European perch), 2293 nucleotides long. It is a transcript of the gene pif1, whose product is annotated as PIF1 5'-to-3' DNA helicase homolog (S. cerevisiae). Lineage: Eukaryota; Metazoa; Chordata; Actinopteri; Perciformes; Percidae. The transcript has 13 exons. Gene Ontology annotation, molecular function: DNA helicase activity; ATP hydrolysis activity. Gene Ontology annotation, biological process: telomere maintenance; DNA repair. The record is from RefSeq and is a predicted model, not a curated record. The coding region runs from base 142 to 2037 and encodes 631 amino acids.
CGUCGCUCGGCUAUUGGCUGAAUUCACGCAGCGACAAUUUGAAAAUCGGUGCUCGCGUUCCCGGAGUGGGGCAGCAGCUGCACGGAAAACGGAACAGAGACAAAGAUUCUAACCUGUUCUAAAAACAAAGAAGUCGCUGCGAUGUUAUCCGGGGAGGACGGCGGCCAGCUGCAGUGCUGUGUGACGGUGGAGCAGCUUAACGCCUCCGGCCAGGCCACCCGGAGGCAGGUCAUCCGUAAAGCCUCGGUCGUCCUGGGCCGGAAUGAGUUCCACGAGAUUAUCCUCCGCGUCCACGACGGGAAAGUGCCGCAAAAUUACCAUUUGAAAGAAUUCAAACUUUUCACCAAGUUCGCCAGAGAAGGGAAGUGCACCGUCAAACUGCUGCCCGAAAACACCCAGGUGCUCAUCUCCAACUGCCCCCCUGACCGGCUCAACCUCUUCCUCAAAACCCUGAGCGUCAAACACCAGGCCCGGCAGAGCAGCAAGCCUCUGAGCGGCCGAGAGAAGCUCAAAGCCGGUCUGCCCCGCAGCUUCGAGGCCAUCAGCCCCCUGCAGCAAAAGGACAUCCAGAAGGUGAAUGAGCUGAGGGGUAAAGUGGCCCCCACAGGGCUGGCGGAGCGCACCAAUAAGAUGACCCGAGCAGGAACAGGACAACAGGUCAAAAGGUCCAGGAGUGACACGAACUUCAGCCCAGUAAAGGCCAACCCGAGCAAGAAGCCCAUCCUGUCUCUACCAACACGUAAGCUGAAUAAAGAACAGGCGGCUGUCCUCGGUGCAGUGCUGAGUGGCAAGAACAUCUUCUUCACUGGAAGUGCAGGUACAGGAAAGUCCUUCCUCCUGAAGAGAAUCAUGGGAUCUCUUCCUCCAAAGAGCACAUUUGCCACAGCCAGCACAGGAGUGGCUGCCUGCCACAUUGGAGGAACAACAUUACACAACUUUGCUGGCAUUGGCUCCGGCUCGGCCCCGCUGGAGCAGUGCAUCGAGCUGGCUCAGAGGCCCGGCGUGCUGCAGCACUGGACCAGCUGUCGACACCUCAUCAUCGACGAGAUCUCCAUGGUGGAGGCCCAGUUCUUUGACAAGCUCGAGGCGGUGGCAAGGUCGGUUCGGAGGUCUACGGCGCCAUUUGGAGGCAUCCAGCUGAUCGUGUGUGGCGACUUCCUCCAGCUGCCUCCUGUUUCCAAGGGAAAGGAAAGAGCCAGCUUCUGCUUCCAGGCCAGGAGUUGGCGCAAGGUCAUCCAGGUGAACAUGGAGCUAAUGGAGGUGCGGAGGCAAACGGACCAGUCCUUCAUCUCCCUCCUGCAGUCUGUGCGGGUGGGCAGGGUGACGGAGGAAGUCACGGCGACGCUGUUGGGAAGCGCCUACCACCACAUCGAGAGGGAUGGCAUCCUAGCGACCAGGCUGUGCACACAUAAGGACGACGUGGAGCUCACCAACGAGAUGAAACUCCAGCAGCUGCCUGGGUCAGUGCGUGUGUUCGAGGCUCUGGACAGUGACCCAGCCCUGGUGAAGGCCAUCGACGCUCACAGCCCCGUCAGCAAAGUGAUCCACCUCAAAGUGGGGGCUCAGGUCAUGCUGACGAAGAACCAGGAUGUCUCUCGAGGUCUGGUGAACGGAGCGCGGGGGGUCGUGGCCUUUGAGUCUGGAAAAAACGGACUCCCACAUGUGCGUUUCCUGUGUGGCGUCACAGAGGUGCUGAAGCCGGAGCGCUGGGUGUUUAAGUCCGGCGGGGGGGUCCACCUGAGUCGACAGCAGCUGCCCCUCAAACUGGCCUGGGCCAUCUCCAUCCACAAGAGUCAGGGAAUGACCCUUGACUGUGUGGAGAUCUCUCUGGCGCGCGUGUUUGAGAGCGGCCAGGCCUACGUGGCGUUGUCUCGGGCUCGGAGCCUGCAGGGUCUGAGGGUCAUGGACUUUGACCCCCGUGUGGUCAGGGCAGAUCCAGACGUUCUUGUCUUCUACAAGAAACUGAGGAAAGAGAGGCUGCUCAUGCAGGCCUCCAUGGAUGACUUUUUCGGCAACAGCAACAAAGAAAACUCUUGAAGGUGAAUUAAUCUUCAUCCUCUGUGACAUUAUGCACCGUGUGCAUGAGUUAGCAUCUGGUUUUAUUUCUCUUGGGACAAUUUGCUUUUCUUAAACGACUGCAACCAGACAACUUCACGGUUUCUCUUUUAACCGGCAGCACUUACUGCCACCUUCUGGUCAUGUGUUUUUUUUAAGAGCUUAUUUUUAUGCUUUAUUUUUAAUUUAUUAUCAUGAUUGUUGGUAUGUUUUCCAAUAAAGUUCUAGUCAACCUCUA